AUGAUUUUAGCCAUUGCGUUUCUGUCCUUAGCAUUGUGUAGGGAGAGGAGUGAUUACAUUGUAAUGUUUGACCAGGAUCCAAGCAUGGACAAAGCAUCGAUGAGUGCACUAUACAGUAUGAACAUUCUUAAGGCGCAAAGCAUUCUUGAGCCCGAUGAAAGCAUUGAAAUAAAGAUAACCAAUGGGUUUGUUGCACGGAUGACCGAGUCCACUGCGGAGAAGAUGAAGAGACAUCCAAACGUGAAAAUGGUUGUUAGGGACACGCCGGUGGGGAUCAGUGGGGUCAAGGUUGACACUCCAGCUGGUACCUGGAUGGGAGGGAUUGUGAUGCAAAGGCAUGCGCCUUGGGGCCUGGCCAAGAUUGGGGGGAGUGCAUCCUUUGCCCGUGGAAACUACUACUAUCCCAUUAAUUCAGGGGAGGGUGUUGAUGUGUAUGUUCUGGAUACUGGAGUGGAAGUCAGCCACCCUGAAUUUGAGGGAAGAGCCAGAUGGGGAGCCAAUUUUGUUGCAGGAAGCUUGGAUGAGGACGAGCAUGGGCAUGGAACGCAUUGCGCAGGUGUUAUUGGAGGCAAGAAUUUUGGGAUAUCCAAGGAAUCAAGUAUCAUCGCCGUCAAAGUUCUUGACAAACAUGGAUCUGGGAUGACCUCAAGACUUCUCCAGGGGCUUGAUUUUGUGAUCAAGGAGCAUGAAAGGAAGAAGGACGAUCUUUACAGUGCAGCAGCCAACGAAUACCUUAGCUCUAGCGGAUCCUCGGACAUUGAUAUAGAGAUAAGCGACCCCGAGAGUUUUUCUUUCCUUCGAUCCAGAGUGCCGUCAGUACAGCGGCUAGUGGACACUAUUUCUGAGAAAACCCUGGAGCCAAAGACCAUUGUCAAUCUCAGUGUCGGAGGCCUUAGAAACAGGGCUCUCAACUUUGCAAUCGAAUAUGCAUCGAGACUAGGAAUACACUUUUCCACAGCAGCUGGUAACGAUCAUGAUGAUGCCUGUGAUUUUUCUCCAGGGUCCUCAAAAGCAAGUAUAACAACAGGUGCAUCUACAUACAGAGAUACCGUUGCAUUCUUUAGCAACUUCGGGAAGUGUGUGAACAUCUUUGCACCCGGAGUGGAUAUACUCAGCUCAUGGAUAGGGGGAACACAGAAGAUCAUAUCUGGAACGUCGAUGGCAGCUCCUCAUACCACAGGAGUCAUGGCAGCAUAUCUUACAUAUUACGACUAUGACCCUCAAACACUCAAGCACCGUAUCAUAGGCGAUGCCCGAAUUGUAGAGGACAAAGAUAACAAUGGCUCCAACGACAAUGCCCUGUGGCCUUUUCCUGCACUGUUCAAUAGCAAUAGAAGAAAACUUCCUAUGUUAUCUAUGGAGAAACUGCUGAGGAGAAUCAAGAAUAAAAUAUAA
Messenger RNA from Encephalitozoon hellem ATCC 50504, 1395 nucleotides. RefSeq names its product S8 serine protease. The coding region runs from base 1 to 1395 and encodes 464 amino acids. The record is from RefSeq and is a predicted model, not a curated record. Gene Ontology annotation, molecular function: serine-type endopeptidase activity. Gene Ontology annotation, biological process: proteolysis. Lineage: Eukaryota; Fungi; Microsporidia; Unikaryonidae. The transcript has a single exon.